CCGAGGGGGCGGGGGAGGAGCCGGGCCGCGGCAGGAGGGGGCCGGAGCGGGGCGGGGUCAGCAACCUGUACGAGCUGAUAACCAAUGAAGAAUUGGAGGAUGAUCUGGAAUCCAAGGAGGAGAGAGCAGAGUCCAGACUGAAUGAGCAAGAUGGUCCAGGGAACAAUGAAGAAGCUGAAACUGGUGAGCCAGAGAGUGAUGGGCAGAGAGCUGGAGAAGACACUCAACAGCAGGACCAGACAGUGACCAAACUGCAGCCUGUAUCAGCUAACAAGCCACGGAAGAAAAAAAAGAAACGGAAGAACAAGAGAACUGCAGCUGGCGAGACUCUGGAAGACGACGACCUGGAAGACAUUGACAGCAUUCUGGAGAAAAUGGAGGAUUCCAGUGGGCUGUCGUAUGAAACUAAGAGUGGUGUAAUCGCAGACAGUCGGCCUCUGCUCUACGUAGAGCACAGAAACUUGAAUCCGGAGACUGAGCUGAAGAGGUACUUUGGGGCUCGGGCUGUUCUUGGCGAUCAGAGGCCACGGCAGAGGCAGCGUCCGUACAUUCGCAGCACAUGGCUGACUGCUCCCAAGAACACCUGGCCACGCUACAGCAAAACAGGCAUUGCCAUGAGGCUUCUGGAGACAGGAAGAGGAGUCCAGCACUUCACCUUUGAGCACCAUCGAGAGUACCAGCAAGUGCAGUUCAGGUUCCUGGAUGCAGUAGAGUCUCUGGACCCAAACAACAUUGUGCUUUUGCUCCAGAUGAACCCAUACCAUGUGGACUCGCUGCUGCAGCUCAGUGAGGUGUGUCGAAUGCAGGAGGAUCAGGAGAUGGCCCGAGAUCUUGUAGAGCGAGCGCUGUACAGUCUGGAGUGUGCGUUUCACCCUGUGUUCAGUCUCACCAGUGGAACCUGCAGGCUUGAUUACCGGAGACCCGAGAACAGAGCUUUCUACCUGUCUCUCUUCAAACACAUGAUCUUCCUGGAGAAGAGAGGCUGUCCCCGUACUGCCCUGGAGUUCUGCAAACUUAUCCUGAGCCUUGAUCCGGAGAAUGACCCGCUGUGUGUACUGCUGCUAAUUGAUUUGCUCUCGCUCCGAGCUAGAGAAUACGCCUUCCUGACACGCAUGUUCCAAGAGUGGGAGGGUCACCGGAACUUGUCCCAGCUCCCAAACUUUGCGUUCUCGGUUCCGCUGGCGUAUUUCCUUCUGAGCCAGCAGGAAGAGCUCUCGGAAGCGGAGCUCAGCCAGGCAUGGGAGAGAGCUGCCCACCUUCUCCAGCACGCGCUGAUCAUGUUCCCGAGCGUUCUCAUGCCAUUGCUGGAUCACUGUAGCGUGCAGCCAGACUCCAGGGUCACUUCGCAUUCUUUUUUUGGACUCCAAGCUCAGAUAAGCCAGCCUCCUGCCUUGAACCAGCUGGUCUCCCUGUACGUAGGAAGGACUCACUCCCUGUGGAAGGACCCUGCCAUCAUGGCCUGGCUGGAAACCAAUGUUCAUGAAGUGUUACGGAGGGUGGACACGAGUGAGCCAGUGGUGGAGGAGUUUGCACAGAAAUGCGAUAAAAUCGAUCCCCGAUUGCUCUGCCGUCAACUCCAGAACUUCACCGCGGCGACCCCGAAGUGGAGUCAACGGGGAAGCGGCAGCAGUCGACUUGCCCCUGUCCUCACGGCCAGGCGCAAGGUGCGGUACCAGAGUGCCCCCAGAAACAUCUCUCGCCAUGUGAUUCUCUCGGAGCUGAAAGAAGCCACGGCAGCAUUGCCCCUGGAAGUGACAUCCCAGCCCCUAAUGGGGUUUGACCCCCUACCUCCCUUGGACUCCAUCACUUCCUAUACAAGACCGGAAAGGAUGACUCAGCCAUCCAAUGAAAGCACUUUAUCUCUCUUCUUUCGAUCAUUUUUGCCAAAUUUUACCUUACAGGGGGAGGUCAGACAAGAUGGAGCUGAAGAGGCUGGAGCUGGGCAGGAUCUAAACCAGGGUGUGAACAGGCUAAUGGCAGCCAUGCGGGACAUGCUGGCGAAUAUCCAGUUCCAGGAGCCUCCGCGAGACGAAAACCCCGAUGGAGACGCGGACUGGGACUGAAACCAGACCAAGCCCCGUCCCCACGCCGUGCUAUGUAAUUAUGUUCCUGAUUGCACCACCAGCAUAAUAAAGAGUCACACAGAG
Gopherus evgoodei (Goodes thornscrub tortoise) is the source of this 2147-nucleotide messenger RNA. It is a transcript of the gene TCF25, whose product is annotated as transcription factor 25. Gene Ontology annotation, cellular component: RQC complex. The record is from RefSeq and is a predicted model, not a curated record. Lineage: Eukaryota; Metazoa; Chordata; Testudines; Testudinidae. Bases 375 to 2063 code for a protein of 562 amino acids. The transcript has 19 exons.